Messenger RNA from Orbilia oligospora ATCC 24927, 960 nucleotides. RefSeq lists its product as uncharacterized. Lineage: Eukaryota; Fungi; Ascomycota; Orbiliomycetes; Orbiliales; Orbiliaceae. The record is from RefSeq and is a predicted model, not a curated record. Gene Ontology annotation, biological process: pectin catabolic process. The transcript is spliced from 2 exons. The coding region runs from base 1 to 960 and encodes 319 amino acids. Gene Ontology annotation, cellular component: extracellular region. Gene Ontology annotation, molecular function: pectate lyase activity; cellulose binding.
AUGAAGCAGGCCACUUUCACCAUCCUGGCAACCGCUGCUUUGGUCAGCGCACAAGCCCAACCAUGGGCCCAAUGCGGAGGAUCCGGCUGGACAGGUCCCACCGGCUGCGUCUCAGGCUGGAGCUGCGUCUACUCCAACGAAUGGUACUCCCAGUGCAUCCAGUCCUCCGGCGGAACCACUGCCUCCAUCACCACCAAGACUACCACAAAGGUGGCCACAACCACAAAGACUACCACAAAGGCCACAACGACUACCGCUGGUGGAUCGGGCGGUGGUGGUACCGGAUUGACCACCGUUGUCCCCGCCUCGGCUGGAUCCACGACUCUUCCAUCUGCUAAAGUUAUCUCUGGCGUUUGGGACGGUGGGAUGCUGAAGUAUGACCGUAAUCCUAAGGUCUGCGCUGAUCAGAAGGAAACUGGGGAGGCGGAUGCUAUGUUCAUCCUCGAAUCCGGAGCUACUAUUCGAAAUGUUAUUAUCGGACCUGAUCAGGCCGAAGGUAUCCACUGCCGUGGACCUUGUACCGUUGAGAAUGUUUGGUGGUUGGACGUUUGUGAGGAUGCUAUCACAAUCAAACAAUCCUCCGGAAACUCCUACAUCACCGGCGGCGGCGCCUUCAAAGCCUCCGACAAAGUCGCCCAAUUCAACGGCCGCGGAACCCUCACAAUCAAAAACUUCUACGUAAAUGACUACGGCAAAGUCGUCCGUUCCUGCGGAAACUGCUCUGGAAACGGUGGCCCCCGUAACAUCGUCAUCGAUAAUAUCAUCGCCAAGAGCGGUGGUGUUCUCUGCGGUAUCAAUACCAACUACGGCGAUACUUGCAAGAUCUCCAACUCCUGCCAGAACAGCGGCAAGUACUGCGAUAGAUAUACUGGUAAUUCCAGCGGUGCCGAGCCAAGUAAGAUUGGAUCGGGUCCUGAUGGAACUUAUUGUACUACUACGAAUGUUAGGACUUCUUGUUAA